AUGCCUUCAACAAAUUCUGAAAAAUCAGUAUCAUCGAAAGCUGAGCUUCAAAGUUUAGUAACAUCAAAUGAUCCAAUUUAUCAUGCAAAUAAUCCACAAGAUUAUAUUAUUUGUUUACAAUGUAAAUCUGUAUUGAGAUGGGCAAAAGGUCAUGGAACCAGAGUGAUGACUUAUCAUAACUGUUCGAAAAAUAAACCUGUGGCAACGACUCCAUCUCGACAAAGAACAAUAUCGUCUUAUUGUACACAAUCUUCAUCAUCAAAAGAAUGUCCAUUGAUUCAAAAACGUAUUAUAGAAGCAUGUGUCGAAUAUUGUGCAGUUGAUGUACGCCCGUUCGAAAGUGUAGCUGGUACUGGAUUUCAAAAUUUAGCUAAACAAUUAAUAUAUGCGGGAGCUACUCUUGGUACAUCUAUAAAUGUUAGUGAAUUAUUACCUCAUCCAAGUACCAUCAGUCGUAAUGUUGAACAUGUUUAUUUAAACUUGAAGAAACAACUUAUUUCUUUAUGUGUACCAUUAGAAAUGUUUGAGCAUCACGUGUGA
This is a messenger RNA of Didymodactylos carnosus, 540 nucleotides long. The record is from the annotation of a GenBank genome assembly. Lineage: Eukaryota; Metazoa; Rotifera; Eurotatoria; Philodinida; Philodinidae.